CGGAAGACACAUACACACACACACAACGCCAAACAACUAUCAUACCUAUAUAUCCCCUCUAUACCACCACCACCAUCAUCGUCAUCAGCGUCUUCAACUAUCCAAGUUCUAACUCAAUUCUUCGUCAUGCGUCUUCGAAUUCUGACGAAGUCGUCAAUAGAAGAAUAAAAUAAUUAACUCAAGAUGGCAGAAGAUAGAAUAAAAUCAAAAUUGCGCCGUCCGGCGUCAAUUGAGUCCACGAUGUCGAGCAGGACUAAGCCAAGACAUAAACCAUCUCCAAUGUCAAUUCUGAUGCCACAUCUUAUGGUUGGAGAAUCAUUUCGUAAAUAUCGACCACAUGGUCUUCGAAACAUACGGAUGAAUGGUCAUUUAGACUGGAACCAGCUCAGAAAAAGUUUCGAAAAACAGUCAACAUUCCACGGAAUUUCACAUGCAGCUACUGCAGAUGGAAAAUGGAGAUGGUUCUGGUACACAGCAUUUACGAUAUGUCUUCUUGCACUGCUCAUACAGAUAUUCUUUCUCAUAUCAAAAUAUCGUCAAUAUGGUAAAACGGUCGAUCUUGAUCUCAAAUUUGAAAACGCUCCAUUUCCAUCAAUCACAAUAUGCAAUUUAAAUCCGUAUAAGAAAAGUGCAAUACAGUCGAAUCCUAAUACAAAAGCUAUGAUGGAAGCAUACAGUCGACGGAUAGGUUCUGGUGAUAAAACUGAAGGAAUUGCAGCAGCACUAUCAGCAACUGGUGGACUACAUGCUAAAGUUCGUAGAGCAAAACGAAAAGCAAAGGGAAAACCAAGGUUACGGGAUCGUCGAUAUCAUCAAGCAUUCGCACAGUGUCUAUGUGACAUUGAACAGCUAACUGGUGACAGAAAAGGUUCUUGCUUUGCGGCUUUCAAAGGAAAAAUAGAAAUCGAUACAAAUAAUACUGCUGGUUUUAUGAAUUUGCAUACAUCUCGAUGUCUUUGUCAACUAGAUACGGUUUCUAAAGCACUUUGGCCAUGUUUUCCAUAUUCUUCGUGGAAGGAGAAACUAUGUUCGGAAUGUGUGGAUAACACGGGACACUGUCCAAUGAGAUUUUACAAAGGAAAUGAACUUUAUGAAAAUAUCAAAGAGCAAGUUGAUUUAUGUCUUUGUCAUAAAGAAUACAACCAUUGUGUUUCUACGAGAGAUGAUGGGAUAAUUCUUGAAAUAAGCCCAAAUGACGAACUGAAUGAUUUGGAUAUUGGCAAAAAAAUCGCAUCACAGUUGAGUGCUCAACAGGAAAAACAAGCCGAAGUUACUACUACGGAAGCACCAACAGUGACUCAGGCGUUAGGAUUUGAAGAAUUAACUGAUGAUAUUGCAAUUACUUCACAAGCACAAGAAAAUCUUAUGUUCGCAGUUGGAGAGAUGUCAGAAAAAGCGAAGGAAAGUAUGUCCUAUGAAUUAGAUGAGCUUGUAUUGAAAUGCUCUUUUAAUCAAAAAGAUUGCCAAAUGGAUAGAGACUUCACGUUGCAUUAUGAUAACACAUUUGGAAAUUGCUAUACUUUCAAUUACAAUCGAACUGCAGAAGUCGCGUCGCAUAGAGCAGGAGCGAAUUAUGGUCUUCGUGUACUGUUAUAUGCUAAUGUUAGUGAGUAUUUACCAACAACUGAAGCUGUCGGAUUUCGGAUUACUGUACACGAUAAACACAUUGUUCCGUUCCCAGAUGCUUUUGGUUAUUCUGCUCCAACAGGAUUUAUGUCGUCUUUUGGAGUUAGAAUGAAACAAUUCAUACGUCUCGAACCACCAUACGGACAUUGUCGUCACGGAGGAGAAGAUGCAGCGACGUUUGUGUAUACUGGUUUCCAAUAUUCCGUAGAGGCAUGCCAUAGAAGUUGUGCUCAGAAAGUGAUAGUUGAAGCGUGCGGAUGUGCAGAUCCAAUGUAUCCAGUUGCUGAGAUGUUUGGAAAUAAUACUAAACCGUGUCAGGCUGUUAAUAUGGACCAAAGAGAGUGCCUCAGAAAUACUACACUCUGGUUGGGAGAAUUGUAUUCAAAAGGAAAAGAAGCAAUCAUUCCUGAUUGCUACUGCCAUCAGCCUUGCCAAGAGACCAACUAUGAAGUUACAUAUUCAUCAGCUCGAUGGCCAUCAGGAUCCGCAAAGGUUAUGGAGUGUUUACCAGGAGACUUUCUUUGCUUGGAAAAGUAUCGAAAGAAUGCAGCAAUGGUUCAAAUAUUCUACGAAGAAUUGAACUAUGAAACAAUGCAAGAAAGCCCCGCGUACACUCUCACAUCAGUUCUCGCUGAUCUUGGUGGUCUCACAGGUUUAUGGAUCGGUGCAUCAGUUGUAUCACUUCUUGAAAUUGUAACUUUAAUCGUAUUUGCAACACAAGCUUAUGUCAGAAAACGGAAAGGCUCGAUUUCGGCCCAAUCACAUCAUUCAGUACCCGUCCAUAGAGCUUCCAGGGUUUCAUUGAAUACUCUUCACAAAAGCAGUACAACUCAAAGUGUCAAAUUAUCUGUGAUGGAUAUUCGAUCAAUUAAGUCGAUCCAUUCGAAUCAUUCGUCGAAAAGCAAACAGUCGAUUCUCAUUGAGGAUCUUCCGCCAGCAAUUCAGGAGCAAAGUGACGAUGAAGAAGAAACAACAGAAUCUUCAAGAACAAAUGGUUCAUGUCGAUAUCUGGCGCCUGGAGAAGAUCUUCCGUGUCUUUGCAAGUAUCAUCCAGAUGGUUCAAUACGAAUUAUGAAAGCAUUAUGUCCCGUACAUGGCUAUAUGGUUCGUCGAAACUAUGACUACAGCGUGUCGAAUAGUGAAGAAGAAGACGCAGAAGACGAAGUUCAUCGAGAGCCGGAGCCAUUCUAUUCUGCCCCGUAUGAGCAUCGCAAAAAGUGAGAGAAUUAGAGUCAGAAAGAAGAAUGGUUUGUUGUGAAGUCAUCCUCACAAAAAAUCUGUUCAUAAGAAAUCAACAACGGCACUCGAUGAAGAUCUAGCCAUGGAGGCACACAAUGAUCCAGAUGGUAAUCGACCAGUCUCUCCAGAAGAACCAUAAAUCGGUGAAUAAAGAUUCCCAACUCCCCCAAAUCUUAUAUAAAUGUACGUUGUAUCUCACUAAAUAUAGUUUCUCUCCUUUUCAAAUUUUCACAAACAAAAUUGUUCAAGCUUUUCAUGUUGCUGCUGUCUUUCUCAUUCUCAUUGAUACAGGUUGUUGAUAUAUAAUUGUUUUCACUGCAAUAAAUAUUGCAA
Messenger RNA from Caenorhabditis elegans, 3198 nucleotides. RefSeq names its product Degenerin-like protein unc-105 (gene unc-105). Gene Ontology annotation, molecular function: sodium channel activity; monoatomic ion channel activity. Gene Ontology annotation, biological process: monoatomic ion transport; sodium ion transport. The coding region runs from base 184 to 2847 and encodes 887 amino acids. The transcript is spliced from 13 exons. NCBI's taxonomy places the organism in Eukaryota, Metazoa, Nematoda, Chromadorea, Rhabditida, Rhabditidae. Gene Ontology annotation, cellular component: membrane. The record is from RefSeq and is marked reviewed.